This is a messenger RNA of Capronia epimyces CBS 606.96, 918 nucleotides long. RefSeq lists its product as uncharacterized. Gene Ontology annotation, molecular function: hydrolase activity, acting on carbon-nitrogen (but not peptide) bonds. Gene Ontology annotation, biological process: carbohydrate metabolic process. Lineage: Eukaryota; Fungi; Ascomycota; Eurotiomycetes; Chaetothyriales; Herpotrichiellaceae. The record is from RefSeq and is a predicted model, not a curated record. The transcript has 4 exons. Bases 1 to 918 code for a protein of 305 amino acids.
AUGGGCAAGAAGCGUGUCCUUUGUACUUAUGGUGUCGACAUCGAUGCUGUCGCUGGGUGGCUGGGCUCCUAUGGAGGCGAAGACUCGACGAGUGAUAUCAGUAGAGGUCUCUUUGCGGGAAGCAUUGGUACGACGCGUCUUUUGAAGCUGUUUGAGAAAUACAACAUCAAAGCCACCUGGUUCAUUCCAGGACACUCGCUGGAAACGUUUCCCGAAGAAUGUGCCGCUGUUCGCGACGCUGGCCACGAAAUCGGUCUACACGGGUAUUCUCACGAAAACCCGGCUGACAUGACUUUCGAACAACAAAAGGACGUCCUAUCCAAAACGUUCAAGAUGAUCACUGACUUUUGUGGUAAACCUCCCCGGGGGAGUGUUGCGCCUUGGUGGGAAGUCAGUCGAGAAGGCACUGAACUACUUCUAAGCUAUGGAAUUGAGUACGAUCACUCGAUGAGCCACGAAGACUGUCAGAUGUACUGGCUUCGGACGGGUGAUACCUGGACGAAAAUCGACUAUAAGAAGGAAGCCAAAGAUUGGAUGAAGCCUUUGAUCAAAGGCAAAGUGACUGGGUUGGUCGAGAUUCCUGGUAGUUGGUAUAUUGAUGACUUGCCACCAAUGAUGUUCAUCAAGAAUUCUCCCAACAGCCACGGCUGGGUAAACCCUCGCGACAUUGAAGACAUCUGGAAGGAUCACUUCGAUUACUUUUACCGCGAAUAUGACGAGUUCAUCUUCCCAAUGACCAUUCACCCUGAUGUGUCUGGACGGCCACAUGUCUACAGGAUUAUCGAAUACAUCAAUAAACAUGACGGUGUCGAAUGGGUGACGAUGGAACAGAUGUGUGAUGACUUCAAAAGCAAGAAUGCUCCUCCCGAAGGUGCCUUGAUGCCUGCUCCUGCAGGCGAAAUCUUGAAAACCCUAUAA